CUUUUUCCCUUUAAUUUCCUCCUUUGGUGUGUUUAUAUAACAUCCACAAACAGCUGAUCGUGUGGCUCGAUCAACUUCGCUCGAAAGAUGUUGAUGUCGGAUCGUAUGCUGCUCAAGGUCAUUGUUCUUGGAGAUAGCGGGGUUGGGAAGACAUCUUUGAUGAAUCAAUAUGUUUAUAAAAGAUUCAACAAACAAUACAAGGCCACAAUUGGUGCUGAUUUUGUGACAAAAGAGUUGCAUAUAGAUGACAAGCUUGUCACCUUGCAAAUUUGGGACACAGCUGGGCAAGAGAGGUUUCAUAGUCUUGGGGUUGCUUUUUACAGAGGGGCUGAUUGCUGUGUUCUUGUAUAUGAUGUCAACAUUCAGAAAACCUUUGAAACCCUUCAAACUUGGCAUGAAGAGUUUUUAAAUCAGGCUGAUCCAAGUGAACCUGAGAGAUUUCCUUUUGUGUUGUUAGGGAACAAGGUCGACACAAACGGUGGGGCAAGUCGAGCGGUCUCCGAGAAGACCGCACGAGAGUGGUGUGCUUUAAAGGGAAACAUACCUUACUUUGAGACGUCUGCAAAAGAAAAUUACAACGUCGAUGAAGCAUUCCUUUGUGUUGCAAAAACCGCACUUGCAAGUGAACCGCACCCUCAAGAUGUAAAUGAAAUGUAUUUUGAAAGAAUUCCAACAACAAUUUCAGAAACUGAUCAACAAGAAAGAAGUUGUGCCUGCUAAUGUCUCUUAUGCAUCUGUGUAGGUAGUUUACAAAUUUGUGUGAAAUGAUUUUUUUUAAUCUGUCUAAAACAUAGUUCGAUGUUUGUUUGAUAACAAGUGCAUAUAUUGAUUAACGGUUGUUCUAGUCCUUUUUAUCA
Messenger RNA from Helianthus annuus (common sunflower), 857 nucleotides. Its product is annotated as ras-related protein Rab7. The record is from RefSeq and is a predicted model, not a curated record. The transcript is spliced from 7 exons. Gene Ontology annotation, cellular component: vacuolar membrane. NCBI's taxonomy places the organism in Eukaryota, Viridiplantae, Streptophyta, Magnoliopsida, Asterales, Asteraceae. Gene Ontology annotation, molecular function: GTP binding; GTPase activity. The coding region runs from base 88 to 720 and encodes 210 amino acids.